Molecule: messenger RNA, 705 nt
Organism: Recurvomyces mirabilis
Lineage: Eukaryota; Fungi; Ascomycota; Dothideomycetes; Mycosphaerellales; Teratosphaeriaceae
Exons: 2
Coding region: 1-705 (234 amino acids)
Molecular function (GO): acyltransferase activity, transferring groups other than amino-acyl groups
Source: RefSeq, a predicted model, not a curated record
AUGCACUUAAAAGUCCUCCCAGCAACCGCGAAAGAUCUAGACCAGGUCUCCACCGUCUACGGCCCAGAGACAGGCGAUCUCGUAGCUCCAGCCCUCGCUAUAUGCUGGCACAUCGAGCCUCAGGAUCUGGAAGCAGCCAAGCGCCGCGCUCAAUGGUCUUACAAGCAACAACUCGCCUUUUUGCAGCCACGUGUGGAUCCAACUGUGCGGCUGAUGAAAGUCAUCGACACUGAUGCUCCAGCGGGGAAAGAUAUCGUGGCUCUAGGCCGAUGGCAUGAAUACCCGCAUGGCUACGGAGCUCAUGGCGAUGCUGAGACGACUACGAAGCUCUGGGAGGGUGAUAUGACGGGUCUUGAGGUCAAGGAGUUCAAUACAGCGUUGUACACGAACCUCCUCGGGGAGCUUUUCGAUAAAAGACGUGAACCAGAACGCUUUGGCACGGGAUCACAAUGGGUCCUCACGACGCUAGCAACCCGGGAGCCAUACCGUCGUAAAGGCGCUGGUGGCAUGAUUCUGGGAUGGGGGCUUGAGCAAGCUCGAAAGGCGGGUGUACCUGCUUUCUUGGAGGCAGCGGUUGGCGCGAAGCACUUGUAUGAGAGCCAUGGGUUCAAGGAGAUUCAGAAGGCGAGUAUCGAUUGUAGUGACUCGGGCAUGCCAGGGGUUGUCGUCGAGUUGGCCAUCAUGAGAGCGGAUCCCGGGACAUGA